GACGAAUUGCUAAAGAGUAGUCGCAAACAUGGCGGAUAGAUUAACGCAGUUGCAGGAUGCUGUUAAUUCACUUGCAGAUCAGUUUUGCAAUGCAAUUGGUGUCCUCCAGCAGUGUGCACCACCAGCUUCAUUCAGCAACAUUCAAACUGCUAUAAACAAAGACCAGCCCUCCAAUCCAACAGAAGAAUACGCCCAGCUUUUUGCCGCCUUGAUAGCACGGACUGCAAAAGACGUUGAUGUGCUGAUUGAUUCACUGCCUAGCGAGGAGUCUACUGCAGCAUUGCAGGCUGCAAGCUUGCGCCAGUUGGAGGAGGAGAACCACGAGGCUGCAUCCCGUCUUGAGGAGGUGGUUUAUCGAGGAGACAUGCUGCUGGAGAAGAUACAGAGUGCCUUGGCAGAUAUAGCUCAAUCCCAACUCCGGACCAGGAGUGGAGCACCCAGCCAGCAAGUUCCUGAGUCUUAACAUCAGAGGGCAGCACUUGGCUACAGAAAAAAGUAAAGGAGCAAGCAGACCUUGUGGGCUUCAUCCAUUAACAGUGCAAGCUAGAAUUAGUUUUGUGUAGUUUUUGUUUAAGACUCUUCAACAUGGUGAAGUUGGAGUGGAGAGUUUACAGGUUUUCCUUUGGGUAUAGUCUGCCAAUCACUAUUUGUUAUUUUAUAAAUAGGCUGUGCAUUCAUACGUGACGACAGGAAUGUAACUCGUCCUAGCUGGAGCAUUUGAAGGCGUUAUAUGCUUUUCAUUAUUAAGUGACCAUGGUAUUGUCAUUGUGAUGUUUUACAGGCAGAAAGUCCAAAGGUUUUUCUUUUUACCUUGGUGCCUUUAACAGUGCAAUCACAUAUAGUUACUAAAUUGUUCCCUCCAAGUCUUUAAUAUGAGUCUGUUUAAACAUAAUACAUUUUGAAAUACAUAAUGGAGUCUGUGUGAGAAGAGGAGUGAAUAUAUUCAAAGUGAAUUUAAACAUUUGAAACUGUUUAUUUGUAUUGCGAUAUACAUGUUUUUUUUUUUUUUUGUUUUUUUUAAAUAAACUUGGCCGAUGUCUUGUUAAAGAUACACUGUAACCCUAAAAGCACAGAAAUGUUUGUGCAUUUUCAAAAGAGUAAAGUCUAGAUACAAUAUUAAAGUAUGUGUCAGUGAAAGACAAUAAAGGUUUGGGGGUUAA
Polyodon spathula (Mississippi paddlefish) is the source of this 1160-nucleotide messenger RNA. Its product is annotated as mediator of RNA polymerase II transcription subunit 21. The coding region runs from base 29 to 463 and encodes 144 amino acids. Gene Ontology annotation, molecular function: transcription coregulator activity. Gene Ontology annotation, cellular component: mediator complex. Lineage: Eukaryota; Metazoa; Chordata; Actinopteri; Acipenseriformes; Polyodontidae. Gene Ontology annotation, biological process: regulation of transcription by RNA polymerase II. The transcript has 4 exons. The record is from RefSeq and is a predicted model, not a curated record.